UAUAAUAAUCAACAUGUUGGGCCGACUGCUGCUAACCGUCGAUGCUCUCGGUAUGUGCUUUGGCACUAUCAUGGCUGAUUGCCUCAAUGAGACGCACAUGUUUAAUCCACGGUGGCGGCCGCAUGCUAAAUUCCACAAUGCUCAGACGGUCUUCCUCGCCAUAAUCUUGUCCGGGCUGACGCUCUACUAUACGUGGCGACGGGCAAAGACGCCCGAGCUGCGCCGCGAGUUUGUCUUCAUCAGCGCCAUCACGGGGUCUAUCUAUUGGAUCGCGGGACUUCUCAGCAUCCUGCCUCCCGGUACCAUGGGUGUUGAUCCCGAGUUUGGAGGUCCGGGUUUCCCCCAGAGCAAGGUAUUUGUUGCCUUUAUAGCUACUGGUCUGCUUGGUGCUUGGAUGGAGUAUUGUUAAGACUUGUUUGCUGUAUUUUAGGUGAGGGAAAGGAGAAGGAUGGGUCGGUCUGGUCAAGAAGCUGAGGCGCUUUGGGCAGAUUGGCGUGGAUGAGGUCAGGGGCUGUGGCGGUGGGAUGUAGUACAAUACAGAGAUGACGAGGAGAUUUCUAUACCCCGCCGUUCUGUUUGAUAAAGUGAAGCAAACACACUCAACUCUAUCUAUUAUCAUUGUGAUACCCUUCGUCUAACACCUACUACUCAAAUUCCAGUCCCAGGAGGCAUUGAUGAUACGAUAUAAAAUACUUGAAUUCAUUAAGCUUU
Daldinia decipiens is the source of this 711-nucleotide messenger RNA. RefSeq lists its product as uncharacterized. Lineage: Eukaryota; Fungi; Ascomycota; Sordariomycetes; Xylariales; Hypoxylaceae. The record is from RefSeq and is a predicted model, not a curated record. Bases 14 to 409 code for a protein of 131 amino acids. The transcript has 2 exons.